Molecule: messenger RNA, 28916 nt
Organism: Xyrichtys novacula (pearly razorfish)
Lineage: Eukaryota; Metazoa; Chordata; Actinopteri; Labriformes; Labridae
Source: the annotation of a GenBank genome assembly
AUGAGACAGCAGGAUGCUCUCCACGGCUUGUACAAAGAGUGACAGUUAAAGUGUCAAACAGUGACAUCAGUGAAACUCUCAUGUCAAAAGGUUUGAUUUGUUUUCAUAUUGUCCUUUUCCAAACUUUACCGGUCAUGUUUUAGGUCCAAAAAUGUGUCCAUACCCCAUAAAUUUGACAUUUUAAACUGAGAAACACAGAAUGAUAGGAUGACAACAGUGGAGGAGGCUUCUGAAGCAACAGUGGAGUGAUAUUCUAAGAGACAGUAGCUGAAAUCUUGGAAAGCUGAAGAGUUUAUUAAAGUAUUUUAGGACAUAAAACAUAUUUAAUCCAAGACAUAAAUGAUUGAGUUAACUUUUAAUAAUAUUACAAAAUGUGUCAUUAAACAGGAGAAAUAUUUUACACACAAAAAUCUUGAAAACAUUCACACAAGUUCUUAAAAAAAAAUAUAUUUUUUGUAAAUGUUUCAUCACUUUUAGAUAAUUCCCUCUUUUUUGAUCACUAUUGCUUGUUUUCUUCUCUAUUUUGAUCACUCCUGUAUGUUUUCCUCUCUUUUUGGAUCACUUUUGUAUAUUUUCUCCACUUUAUUGAUGAUAUUUGUAUAUUUUCUUUUUUAAUCAUUUUUGUAAAUUUUCUUCUCUAUUUUGAUCACUUUUGCUUGUUUAAUCCUCUUUUUUGAUUACUUUUGUAUAUUUUCUCUCCUUUUUUCAUUCUUAUAUAUUUUCUCUUCUUUUUUUAACCACUUUUAUUUUAUCCUCUUUUUCAAUCAUUUUUUGUAUAUUUUUUCUUUUUUUCUGAUCAUUAUUUUAUAUUUUAUCCUCUUUUUCAAUAAUUUUUUGUACAUUUUUUCUUAUUUUUUGAUCAUUUUUUUGUAUAUUUUUUCUUCUUUUCUGAUCAUUUUUAGUACAUUUUAUCCUCUUUUUCAAUCAUUUUUUGUAUAUUUUAUCCUUUUUCAAAACUAUUUUUGUGUAUUUUUUUCCUCUCUUUCCCGUAAAUAUGUGUUUUUGUGACAGUUUUUGUUGAAAUCUUUACAUACAGUACGUCAAACCAGUGAAACCAAUUAGGUUUCAUGCAGUUGACCUUCAGGGCCACCGUAUUCCUCAGUGACUUGCGUGAUGACGCCACUAACUCUCUGCGCAGGGGGCGUGUUCAGCCUCUUCCCCCCUCUGGCUCCGCCCACAGCCCGGUAGAGCCUCACGUCCACAGUGCGGCGGCGGCGGCGGAGCGGCGUCAGUCACGGGAGGACACAGACACUCUUCAAAACUGUUUCUUCGACUUAUUAUCGGAGAUUUUACCACCAAAACCAGCAGAACCGGUAAGAAACAAACACUAACGGGUCAUCUCCACGGAAAGUGCGUAGUUUAUGUCGUCCUUUUCCCGCCGCAGAGCUGACGCUGCUCUCGGUUCCGUCGGUGUUUAUUCGGUAAUCGUUAAGUUGGAGGAAGGGGAGCUGAAGUUUGUUUGGUCGAUUAAAGGUGAAUGUUUGUCCUCAUAACUCUGAGAACAUGGAAGAAAAGAGAGCAGCAGAGUUCUGAGGCUGAGGGAGGAUGUGAGGAGAGAGGAGGGGGCUCAGAGUGCGGGUCAAGAAAGGAGGAAAUAAUCAAUAAUAAGCAUUAUUAUUAUUAUUGAUUAUUGUUAUUAUUGUUGUUGCUCUGUGUUAGUGUCUCCUUCAGGAGGGUCACAGCUGCAGAAACACUCCUGCUCCUCCUGCUGCUGUCAGGAUUACAUAAGUUCUUCAGAAAGGUUCCUCCUCCUCCUCCUCCUGCUGCUGCUGCUGAGGGUAAACAAACAGGUUCUGACCCUGUUCUGGUCCCGAAUCAUGGUACCAUGACAGGUGUGUUCCUCUCAUCCUGAUGACUGUGUGUGUGUGUGUGUGUGUGCUGACUCUGGUGAACACACGCACUUCCUCUGCAUGUGUGUGUGUGUGUGUGUUGCAGUGCAGUGUCUCUGCUGAGGUGGUUUUGGGUUUCAGUGUUCAGGAGUCAAGGUCAGCGUGGACGUGGAUCCUCAGAGCUGCUGCUGCUGGUGGUGGUUUUCAGGUGGAGGAGGAGGACAGGGACCUGUUUCAGGACGAGGCCGUGCAUCAGAUGUUGUGUGUGGUCAGAUGCAAAGUUUGACUCAGGAAGUGGCUUCAGGUGGGAGUUGUGUGAGGGUUGUCAUCUGUUCUUGUGCAAAAUGAGCACAAAUCCACGCCCACUUGCAAAAUUUGAGAUUUGAAUAAGUGCAAGUUGUGGUUUUGUGCACGGCGAGGGCUGCACAGCAACUGUUAAUACAGAGUUAAACAGCAUGAAGUCACUGUUUAGUCUCAUUUAAAGGUUCCUGUGGGACUUUACAAACUUUAGUCAUUUAGAAAUAUACUUUCAACUAGGGCUGGGCAAUAAAACGAUAAUUCAAAAUUUCACUCAAUAUCAAUAUAAAACAUGAUCAAUAUCCUUUUCAAUAGUCGUCAUUCUGACAUGUUUUGGUCGACUAUACGAACAGCCAAUGAGAAGGGGAGUUUCUCCAGGUCUGAACCAAUCAUGUUCUGAAUUAGAACCAAGUAUCAACCAACUGCAAAGUAGUAGCAGUCUGAGGUGUUUAUUGAGGUAAGAAGGUAAAGAGGAUGUUGUGACUAUGAAGCAGUUUCUCUAAGACUCUCCUGGACAUGAUUCUCUCCUCUCUGACAUGAUGGAGCAUUUCUCUUGUUUACCUUUUUUGACUCGGUCACAUCUGUGUUGAUGCUGUGCACUGUGUUGGGAAUCCCUUGGUUGGUGUCCAUCAUACCUCAGUGUGUGUGUGUGUGUGUGUGUGUGUGACUCAUCAAAGUCUCCCACUCAGCUCCAGGGGUUUGAGCAGAAGCCUUUAGAUUCUCUCUCCUCUCCUGUGUCUCCCCCUCGUCCCCGUCGUGGUCAGUUACAGUGUUUUUAGUGACCGGUCUUUGCCGCCGUUGUUCCCGCUCUCUUAUUGGCCGUCUGGUUCUGUGGAGAUGGAGGAAGACGAGCGUAUCACUGACAUAAUGGAGGGAUAGAGGGAGACAGUGGCACACUGUAAGUAAUGAGCCGUGUCAUCGUCCUCUUCAUAAGUGAAUCGCCGUGUUAAACCGCCACUGUCAUCAUCGAGUUCACACAGGAAGGAGGUUAUGAAACUAAACACAAACAGGAAGAAGGUUCAGACUGACACUAACGUGCGCCAUCGAUUAAACCCAUUAUUUCCUAACAUGUGCAGGAGCUGAUGCUGCAGCUGCUGAAGAUCAGAAACAGUCGGAGGUUCAGGGUGAGGAAACGAGAAUAUGAAGUGAUUAGCAGCAGACGCCUCCCUUUCUCACCCUUCUCCUGGCUGAAGCUACGGUGGCCUUUGAGGACAAGAAGUUCCUGUGAGGCUUGCUGAGUAAGAUCCUCCGUUAUAGAAAAUAGAGUUAAAGAAAAGACGAGCAAUAAAAACAAGUUUUCUCCUUUUUUUACCUCUCUGUUGUUUUUGCGACAAAACUGUGGAGCUCUUGGCUGAAACGAUCUCAGGAUAAAGAGUUCAGGUUCAUUUCUUCACGUUUCAAACUGAUGGACACAAAGAAGAAGUGAGGAUGCAAACGCAGAUUAAAAAAGGGUUUCCUUCACUUUGAGCUUCAUUAUAAUUACAGGAGGAAACAGAAGCUCUUCAUGUUCAUGCUUUUAGGCUGCAGAGAGAUUCCACACACACACACACACACACGCUUCAUGCAUGUACAGUGGGCUGCAGCGUGCCGUGCACACACCUCCUGUAAGUGAACAUGUGUUGGUUGAUAAUAAACAGACAGACUGUCUGCUGAUGCUUUCAUGCAACAGUCUGAUUAAUUAUUAAUAAGCUUUGGGGAAAAUGGAGGGGCAUCACAAACCUGUGUGUGUGUGUGUGUGUGUGUGUGUGUGUGUGUGUGUGUGUGUGUGUGUGUGUGUGUGUGUGUGUGUGUGUGUGUGUGUGUGUGUGUGUGUGUGUGUGGAGCGUGGCUGAAAACGUGACUCCUCCUCUCCCCGGGGUCUCUCUCCAGUCUGUCUCCACUCUCAGAAAUAUCGGAGUAUGACUCUCCUCUUAUUUCUGUUUAUACUCGUCCUCACGUAGCUCGCCGUUAACUCGCCGUUAACUCGCCGUUCGUCAGACAACCUCACUGGUGUUUCCUGUUUUUGCUGCAGACCUGGCACACCAAGAGUUAAUUGGCUUGAAUGUUUGUGAGGCAGCGAGCCGCUAGAGAGAGACUGAAGGGUGAGGAGCAGAGGGGGAGAGAGAGAGGGAUGGGGAGCAGGAAGAAGAGGAGAGGGCGAGUGCACAGGCGGCAGCUGCAGUCUCUCUCUGCCUCGUGACGGCGUCCGCAGCAUCAGCAGCAUCAUCCUCAUCCUCAUCAUCAUCAUCAGCAGCAGCUGCGUGAGUUUGUUUACAUCCUUCCUCCUCGGGUUUGUGUGUAAACUCAGACAGCCAUCUGUUCAGAUUCCUGAGCGUUUUCACACAGAGCAGCAGAGCGGCGCUCUCAAACACGUCUUUAGGAUGACACCGGAGCCGAGAGAAAACGCAGCAUCAUGCUGGUUCCUCCUGCUAACCCUGACUGUAAAACAGCGUUAGUUUUAAUAAGUUCCCGCUCUGUCACAGUUUCAGACGAGGCAGAGAGGCGUGUCAGCUGUUGUUCCUCAUUUCUAACCUUUGUUUUGUUGGAAAGUGCUGUGUGUGUUUUCAGCAGAGAGGGUGAGAGCAGGAGCAGACGGACCGCCUCAGACAGGAGCAGAAACACGGAGCAUGUUUCCUCUAAACCGUGACCCUCAGAAACUCUGAAGAGAAGCUCAACAGAUGUGAGGACUGUGUUCACCGCUGAGUCACGUUCGUCUGAACGAGCCCUGAAAUAAAACAGUCAGGGGUUGUCAAAGUGAGGGUCUGUGCGUCAGAAGAAGAAGAAGUUUCUCAGACGGUUUCAGACGCUCCCUAACCCACAGGAGGAAGUCACGUGAACCAAGACGCGGUUUCACACUCGAGCAGGAAGUCUGCUGUGGUUAGUUCUGCAUGUAGCUGCUGUUAGAAGUCCAGUGAGCUCAGACCAGGAGUCUUUACAGGGUUAGUCCUGGGUCCUGGGUUAGGGUUAGUCCUGGUUCAGGUCUGUCUGACCUCUGAGGACAGUCUGGGAUGUUGAUGAAAACAAAGACUGAUGAUCUGAAACGUGAACGUUCAGGGAACCUGGAGAGGCAGUACCUGUGUGUUUGUGUGUCUGUGUUUGUGUGUCUGUGUCUGUGUUUGUGUGUCUGUGUCUGUGUGUCUGUGUUUGUGUGUCUGUGUUUGUGUGUCUGUGUUUGUGUGUCUGUGUCUGUGUGUCUGUGUUUGUGUGUCUGUGUCUGUGUGUCUGUGUUUGUGUGUCUGUGUCUGUGUGUCUGUGUCUGUGUUUGUGUGUCUGUGUGUUUGUGUGUCUGUGUUUGUGCGUCUGUGUUUGUGUGUUUGUGUGUCUGUGUUUGUGUGUGUGUUUGUGCGUCUGUGUUUGUGUGUCUGUGUUUGUGUUUCUGUGUUUGUGUGUCUGUGUUUGUGUUUCUGUGUCUGUGUUUGUGUGUCUGUGUUUGUGUUUCUGUGUUUGUGUGUCUGUGUUUGUGCGUCUGUGUUUGUGCGUCUGUGUUUGUGCGUCUGUGUUUGUGCGUCUGUGUUUGUGUGUUUGUGUGUCUGUGUUUGUGUGUUUGUGUGUCUGUGUUUGUGUGUCUGUGUUUGUGCGUCUGUGUUUGUGCGUCUGUGUUUGUGUGUCUGUGUGUGUGUGUGUGUCUGUGUUUGUGUGUCUGUGUUUGUGUGUUGUGUUUGUGUGUUUGUGCGUCUGUGUUUGUGCGUCUGUGUUUGUGCGUCUGUGUUUGUGUGUCUGUGUUUGUGUGUCUGUGUCUGUGUGUCUGUGUUUGUGCGUCUGUGUUUGUGUGUCUGUGUUUGUGCGUCUGUGUUUGUGCGUCUGUGUUUGUGCGUCUGUGUUUGUGUGUUUGUGUGUCUGUGUUUGUGUGUCUGUGUUUGUGUGUCUGUGUUUGUGCGUCUGUGUUUGUGCGUCUGUGUUUGUGUGUCUGUGUUUGUGUGUGUCUGUGUUUGUGUGUCUGUGUUUGUGUGUUUGUGUGUCUGUGUUUGUGUGUCUGUGUUUGUGUGUCUGUGUUUGUGUGUCUGUGUUUGUGUGUCUGUGUUUGUGUGUUUGUGCGUCUGUGUUUGUGUGUCUGUGUUUGUGUGUCUGUGUUUGUGUGUCUGUGUUUGUACGUCUGUGUUUGUGCGUCUGUGUUUGUGUGUCUGUGUUUGUGCGUCUGUGUUUGUGCGUCUGUGUUUGUGUGUCUGUGUUUGUGUGUCUGUGUUUGUGCGUCUGUGUUUGUGCGUCUGUGUUUGUGUGUCUGUGUUUGUGCGUCCUGUCGAGUCCUUUCAGACUCUUUUACAGCUGCAACGUUUCUAAUCUGAGGACGAGACUGCAAGAGGAGAGAGAGGAGACUGUGUGUGUUUGUGUUUGUGUGUGUGUGUGUGUGUGUGUGUGUGUGUGUGUGUGUGUGUGUGUGUGUGUGUGUGUGUGUGUGUGUGUGUGUGUGUGUGAUGCUCAUUUUCAUGUGAAAGGGGCUACAGCUGCUCUGUCCCUCCAAAGAAAUUAUUCAUGCUUUAUUCUAAUGUUGAUCCCACAGGGUACACACACACACACACACACAUACAUACACACAAACACGCGCAUACACACACACACACACACACACAGACACACAGACACACACACACACACACACACACACACACAGUAGCAGCCUGUAAAUCCUGACCUCGUCUUUGAGUUUGUUUCGGGGUCUCGUUGAUUUCUCUGUUUCUCUGUUUCAGACUUUCUGCCACUCUGGUUCUGAACCCGGUCCUCCCUGAUCCUGGAUCAGCCUCCUCCUCCUCCUCCUCCUCCUCCUCCUCCUCUCCUCCUUCACUCUGUCGUUUCACUGUGAGUAUGUAUCAGGUUUCUCUCGGUGUAUUAUGCUGUGUGUUUGUGCAGGACAGACUCUCCUCACUGUCUCCUCGUCUCACCUCCAUCAUGAAGCUCCUCCUGGGUUUGUGUGAAAGAUCUCCUCCUCACACUGACCUGCUGUAGGCUCAUCGAGUAAAAAGAACCAAAUUUAGACAAAGUGUGGUGGCGUCCGUCUGAGAGGAGAUGUGACCCUCCUCGUCUCCUGGCAGAGGAGCAGCUGUAAAAGUGGGUUUGACCAUCUAUGGUCAGCUGGACUCUCACUGCGGGGCUCUCUGUCUUCAAACGGAGACUCCGUCUUUAAACACGUCGUUUACACAAGCAGGAGUCUGUGUGUGUGUGUGUGUGUGUGUGUGUGUGUGUGUGUGUGUGUGUGUGUGUGUGUGUGUUUGUGUGUGUGUGUGUGUGUGUGUGUGUGUGUGUGUGUGUGUGUGUGUACCCCUCCACAGCUGUUUGAUGAGUUCUGAUCCAAACAGCACAAAGUUAAAGGAAGUGAGAGACGCCUGAUUUCUGCUUCAAUGGUCCUAAAGAGCUCCUGUAGUUUCUGGAUUUUAGUCUAAUGUGUCAGGAGCUCUGGUCUGGAUUAACUCAGGUCUUUGAAGCAUCCGUGUGUGUGUGUGUGUGUGUGUGCGUGCCCCCAUUCAUGUGACUCACAAACCUACACACACAUAACUCUGGGGGAUAAAUCUGGAGCUCCCAUAUAAGGCAGCGCCCCCCCGCCCGCCCCUCAGUGAACAUGAAGAAGAAGAGUUUCACUUCCUGUUUGCUGCUUUUAGAGGAUUUCCAGAUCAUGGAGCUGCUCUUUGAGAACCAGGACCCAUGAGAGUCCUGCUUUGGACCGGGUCACUCUGUGGUACACCUGUUAGUGAAGAAUCAGAGCUGUGUGUUGCUGCAGGUGUAGUUGAGUUAGUGUCCCUCACUGACGUCCAGAGGAGCAGAGAUGUUGACGUCUGUGUGAUCAGGGUGAAGCUUUGAUGGAGACAGACUGAAGCACGUCGGUCCUUCAUGAAGUAGUCCUGCUCCUGGACCUUUGAGGCUGACCCAGAGUCCUGGAGGACGUCUGAGUCUGCUGUCUGCAUGUUCUGGGACGGAGGAACCGAGCCGAGGAGUCUUUGAUGAGUGUGUGUGUGUGUGUGUGUGUGUGUGUGUGUGUGUGUGUGUGUGUGUGUGUGUGUGUGUGUGUGUGUGGGCUGUCCAAGCAUCAUGAUUCAUAAAUCUGAAGUGAGACGGAGACGGAGCCGCUCUGGCUGGUGCAGCAGUCUCACAGAAACAGACUCAGGUUCGAGGACAUGGAGAUCUUUCUGUUUCUGUCUCUUGGACACUGAUUUGACUCUAACUGGACGUUGUGAAGGAGACCUCUGUCCCUGUACGUCCUGAUGUUUGUUCCUGUAGUGCUGAUCUCGAACGCCCCUCUCUCUCCCUCCCUCCCUCCACUCGUCUUUAUUUACUUGCGAGUGUCUCCUCUCAUCAGUCCAGCACUCCUGCAGCUCGGCCCCGGUGCCCCACAGGCUGAUGACUGAGUGUUUGUGGAGGCCCCACUUGAAUGUGAUCACAUGUCUGCUCCUGUUUGUCUCUGCCCUCGCUGUCAGAGCUCCUGUUCUCACAUUAAUAUUGAAUAUUUGCACAAACAGCCUCCUCUGGAGACGCUGCUGCUGCAGGUACACCGUGUGCUCGAGAAAAGCCCGAUAUCGAGCCGUGGAGCUUUGACCAUAAUCCAGCACGCUCUGUCUGUCUGUCAUCGUUACACUGACGUGAUUUAUAAGCUAAUAUAGCGCCAACUAAGUGUUUCAUAAGGAUCCACCUGCAGGUGUUUGAGUACCAGGUUAGUUCUGGACCUGCAGGGCUCAGGUCGGUCUGAGUCGAGCCUCACAGACCGGAUUAAAGAGUCUGACGGAGGUUCAGUGGUUCUGUUCGGUCUGAGAGUGGGUUUGAUUGAGCUGCAGGUUUCACUCACUCUGUGUCUGGACCUGGAAGAUGGAGGGAAACGUGUCGGUGAGGUCUUUGGUUCGAGGACGUCUCAGUUUCUUUGUCCUUUAAUUAUAAUAAUAAUAACUUUGACAGACAGUCAAAAAUCUCAUGGAAAUAAAGACAAAUAAAACAAGAAGCUCCGUUAAGAAUGGAACUGAAGGAACCCGGAUAAUACAAGAACCAGACGAGAUCAAAAUGAGACCAAAAUAAAAAGAAGAAAAAGGAAAAUGUAAUAAAAAUGGAGGGUUGAAAGUGGAGACAGGAUAGUAAAUAUAAAAGACAAUAUCAACAAUGAUGAUAAAAUAAUAACAGGUAAUACUGAGAAUCAUAGUAAUGAUAAAAUAGAGCAACAGAAAAGAUAAAACAAUAAAAGGUUAAAUAAGAAAAGAGUUCAAGUUUAAUAAAAGAUGAAAAGACAGAAAAGCAGAAAUAAGAUAAAAGUCGUCAUCACAUAAAUAAAGUCUGUAAAAGUGAGUUUCUAACGUAAAGAAGCGUCUGUCUCUGCUGUUCUCCUUCUCUCCUCUGAAGGUCGUUCCAAAGUCGAGGAGCUCUGAUGGAGAAACAUCGAUCAGCUUCAGUUUAGAGACUUUGGAACGACCAGGAGGACUUUAAGAGAGAGGAUCUGAGAGUUUUACUCAUGAGGGAGUAAAACCUGUAAAAUGGAGCUCUGAUCAAGUCCUUUAAGAGCUUUAAAAGUAAUCAAUAAAAUCUUCAAAUCAGUUCUCAAACUGACAGGAAGUCAGUGAAGAGGAUAAACCUGGAGUGACGUGAAUGUGCAGAUUUAAAACCGAGAGGUUAACGUCAAACUGUGAGAAACAGCUGAUCCAGACUGGAAGUGGGUCCAGAGCCGGACCGAUGUAGGACACACACUUCUGACCCAGAACCACAAUCAAAACCAGAUCGCUUUGUCGGCCCGUUUGUGGAAGAUGGAUGAUGACGAUCGAGUCCAAACUGUGAGAAAAAGACGAGAGUUUGUCUCUGAAUCUCUGAACCUCAUUUCUGAGCGUAAAUAGACCUGACGACACGUCUCCAUCAGCCAACUAGACCACGCUGACUCUCCGUCAGAGCCAGCUUCUGUCCCUCUGCUUCACCACUUCACUGCAAAUGGGCUAAUUGCUCUUUAAUAAAAUGGGACAGAAGGAAGGAGAGCAGGAGAGGCGACAGAGAGCGGGACUGUUCCUCAUCCACAGGCUGAAACCUUUGGGGAAAACGGGUCUCAAAGGAGAGAAGAUUUAGAGGAAAUGGAGCAAAAAAGAGUGGAUGUGGAGAGAGAGAGAGUGGGUGGAGGAGCUCAGGUGGAAUCAGGAGCAGGAGAAAGACUUUAGAGAAGAUGAUAAACGUGAAAAAUGAGGAGGAAGGAAAGAAGAAACGCCUCAGUCUCUUAGCAACAUCAACAUCUGAUGAUCCGAACAGACUGACUGAUGCAAAUGUGUAAGUUUGUCUGUGGGCAGAGCUGCACUGACUCUCUGCACACUCGUGCAUGUGUGCAGAGGGGAGCGCACGUGUUGAUGCUGAUGAGAGGAUGAUGCUGCUCAUGGAUGCAGAGGUGAUGAGGCUCAGCGGCAUGUUCACAAACACGUGCUCCUCCGUCUGUCCCGUAUGUUCACACCGUCAUGAGGAUCUCCGCUCACUGCGGUCAGGAAACACGAACUUUCUCUGUGUGAUAAUCAAAUAUGAUAACCUUUCACAAUCAUAGAAAUAUAUAAAAUAAAAAGGAGGAGAAGUUGACAGCAGGAGGAGGAGGAGGAGGAGGAGGAGGAGCGCUCAGAUUCACCUCUGGAGCUUUUUUAGAAACACGACAAUCUUAAUUUAAUUACUUUAACUGUUGGAGAGUGUACGACCAUCUGAAGUUGGAGGGAAGAGAUGGAUGUUUGAGAUUUAAAGAGUUCAUUUAUCAUUUAAAUAAAGUUUUUAUUCCACUUAAUAGUUAAAAUUAAGUUUUGUUUUCUUAUGAAGGAUAACUAAAACGUUUACAGGAAGUCUCUCUGAAUCCUGAAGGUCCCAUAAACGUCUCCCAGAGUUCGACCUCCUGAAACAAACUCUUCAUCAGCUGAAGGUUUCUGCAGCGAUGGAUUCAGAGUCUGAGGAACGUCUGCUGAAGGUUGAGCAGCAGGUCGUGUUUCUGGACCUUCAAAGCUGCACUUUCACUUUUACAGACGUCCACUUUCUGUCUCUUGUUCCUCGUUUCGGUUCUUGAUUUCGUCGCUCACGCCGCUGCUCUUUAAAAACAGAUCUAACUUUAGUUUGUUUUUGGUUUUUGGUUUGUGGGAAGAUUUCCCAGCAGAAGUUCGGUGACGAAGAUUUCUUUGAUUUUUGAUUUUCAUAAAUGUUUCUGUCGUUCCUCAGAAGCUUCCUUUACUCCCUAACUCCUCUCCUUUCCUCCUUUCCUUUUCAGAGGGGCACACCAGAUUCUGGGGCGGCUCUGGACCCGAGCAGAAAGAGGACCACAUCACAUGGGAGUGUGUGACGGUGUGUGUGACGGUGUGUGUUCUGGCCUCCUGCCGUCGCCCGCUCUUCCUGGACAGGCAUGGCGGGGGGCAGAGAGCGCGGCUCCCGGAUACAGCGGCCGUGGUCGGUGUACCGCGCCAACACGUUCGAGCUGUCCAGCGAGAUGAUCGGCCUGGCGCUGGCAGGUAGAGCGGCGCUUUCUCUCCUCGCUCCGUUCUUAGAUGCUGAUGUUGGAGUCGGUGUAAACUGAAACCUCUGACACACGCUCAGCUGUGUGGGUGUCUGUGGCCUCUCCAGCCCGUGGAGCGGCUCUUCAUCACUCUUCAUAUCAGCUAAGAUUACCCAGAGUGUCAGAGCGCGUUAAACUCACACUUAUCAAAAAGGACGUUCACAUUUACUGCCUUCAUUACGGUAAAUGUCCCUCAGACUCGGGUCACUGUCCUCUGUCUAACCUCUGGUCUGUUUGUGUUCCCAGGAAAUAGUCAGGACCCAGAUGAGCCUGUGCUGGAGUUCAGUGUGGGUCAGUAUCACUCCUGAAUGAGUCACGUGUUUUCACUGCAGAGUGUGUGUAGGUCCAUCAUGUGUGUGUGUGUGUGUGUGUGUGUGUGUGUGUGUGUCUCCACAGCCUGCACAGACCUGCUGACUCCUGCUUUGGAUCGAAAACCCAACAGCUUUGUAGCAGUGAGCUGCACGACGCCGCCGCAGGCCUUCUGGACCAAACACGCCCAGACCGAGGUCAUCGAGGUCAGAGUCUCCAGAUCCGUCUCACAUAGAUCUCCUCCUCAUAACGCCGCUCACUUAGAGAGGAACCGUGUCUGAUUCUGUGUCUGUGGAGGACCGUUUUCAUCCGCCCACUCCUCCCUGGUCUGUGCUGUAAAUGAGGAGGGGGAGAUGAGCGGACACACACACACACACACACACACACAAACACACACCUCCACCUCUCUUCAGCGCGCUCUCAGAGGUGAAGUGCUCGUUUGGAGCUCGUUUGAUUUGUUCGGCCCACUAAUGCGGGACGAUGAGUCAACAAAGAGACGCAAACGACUUCCCAGAUAUGAUGGUGUUUGUGUUUCUGCCACAGCGUCAAAUAAACAAAGCUUUAUUUAAAAACCGGUGCAAACAGACACAGAGGUACUGAGGGUGAACCUGCUGUCGUUCACAGGGCACCAACAACCCCAUCUUCCUCAGCAGCAUCGCCUUCUUCCAGGAGUCCAACAUCACCCAGCAGACGCAGGUCAAACUGGCCGUGUACGACGUGAAGGACCGCUCCCAGGGAACGGUACGCGGCGCUUUCAGGUUUACGGUUUCUAAACUGACGGACGCUUUAACCCUUUAGUUCUCCGCCGGGUCCAGGUCCAGGUCCAGGCUCACAGCAGCUCACGGUGUCCUCCUGUCUCCUCAGAUGUACAUGUUGGGCUCGGCCUUAUUUCCUGUGAAGGAGCUGCUGCAGGAGAGGAGCCACAGAUUACAACUCGAGCUCAGGUAACACAGGCUCCUCCUCCUCCUCCUCCUCCUCCUCCUCCUCCUCCAGGUGUGGAUUCUUCCUCUUCAUUAUAAGAAUAUAAACCCGUCAGAAGAGUCUCUUACUGUGAAGGUUGUUGACUCUUUAGAUGGUUGACUGUCGGGUGUUAAAACUGGAGCUCAGACAUUAGAGAGAGAACAGGAAGUGGAUUUAUGUGAAAUCAUGUUCUUACUUCCUGUCUGCUCGGUGACAGGAAACAGGAAAGUGUCAGAAACUUUGAUUUGAGUGAUCGGUUCUGUGAGCGGGAACCUGUUUCAUUAGAAAACACCUUCAGGAUCAUUAAAGAGUUCUUGGUUUUCUUCCUGACUGGUUCAUGCUGGGGGUAAAAGUCUAACACGAGUUUCACGGACAGAUCAGCAGAGAACCAGCGGGUGGGAAACAUCGCCAUCGCAGCCUGGCAGAUGGAGGACAGAGCGGAUCAGAGGAUGGCGGUCAGUCGGCUGCCGGACAGCAUCAACGGCCGGGUAACGACGCUUUAAUAUCUCACAUCUGUUUAAAAGAGAGGCAGGGUGUUAACGUGUGUGUGUGUGUGUGUGUGUGUGUGUGUGUGUGUGUGUGUGUGUGUGUGUGUGUGUGUGUGUGCAGUGUGUGUGUGUGUUGACGAGAGCCUCGAGAGCCUCACAGAGUCGAUGGGCGUCCGGAUCAAGUACGCCUCUCUGUGCAAAGACAGCCUGCUGCGCUCAGGUAUGACCCUCCAUGUGUGUGAAGGACUCCUAGUUUCGGGGACGACAGCUGAAUGUAGUUCAUGGUUUCAUACCUGCAAACACUCCUGAGACUCAAACAUCCACACGCUCGGUCCAGAAAGUUACACACCAGAACCAGAACCAGAACUGGCCCGAUGGCGUAGCUUCCUCCAAGUUUCAGGGCCUGAGAUGAUGGUCUGAAAUGACGGACCCUCCGGCGGUUAUCUGCAGUUUCUCCUCUUCAGUCACAGAGAUCUCAGAUUCACACUCUCUUAAAAAAGCAGAAACCCGCCGUGUUCACGUGUUCCUGUUUUUAUUUUUAUAAUAUAUUUAUAUCGAUCAGAAACUCGACACUAACUCGUCCUGGAAGCUUUCUCUCAAACCCAAAUGAGUCUGAGGUAAAUAUAGAGCGGCUCCGUGUUUAGAGCUCUAAUCCCAUCACCAGGUCCAGGUGUAUUGAUCGCCAUCAGUGGGUGGGAGGGGCCUCUUUACCUCAGAGGUAAAAGUGGAUUGAAGCCGACACUCCUGAUCCGUCUUUGUUUCCAUCAGUCCGAUUUACAGACUAACUGGGUUUUCUGCCACUUCAGUGUUCGGCGGCACCAUGUCCAGGAUGUACCGCUUCCCCACCACGGAUGGGAACCACCUACGGGUGCUGGAGCAGAUGGCGGAGAGUGUCCUGUCACUGAACAUCCCCAGACAGUUUGUCAAACUGCUGCUGGAGGAGGAUGCAGCCAGGUACCGAACACGGGGUUUCAUCUUAGGCUCCCUGUUUUUAUUUUUACAACUAUGUGUCUGAAAAUUAUGGAAGCCCAUUUCCGCCAGUCAAAAAAAAAAAAAAAGUCGAAAUUAUGAGAUAAAAAGUCAUAAUUAUGAGAUUUAAAAGUCAUAAUUAUGAGAUUGUAUCUAGUGGCAUAAACGUUACUUCAAAACGAUGAUUCACUGACAGCUGAAAGAUAUUGUCAAAAUAACGUAAUUUGUUUAGCAGCACGGACGGACUGAUUAAAUGAAUAGUAAUAUUUAAUAUCUAUCAAACACACCUAAAAUAAUUUCCUAAUUUACUGAUGAGUAUCGUUUGCAUGGUGCGUCCAGUGAGGUGAAGUGAGACCUUGAAGACGGCACCAUAAAACAUGCGCACUAACUAUCACAUAAUUUCAAUUUUUAAUCUCAUAAUUUAGACUUUUUAUCUCAUAAUUUAGACUUUUUAUCUCAUAAUUUCAACUUUUUAUCUCAAAAUUGACUUUUAUCUCAUAAUUGACUUUUAUCUCAUAAUUUAGACUUUUUAUCUCAUAAUUUAGACUUUUUAUCUCAUAAUUUUGACUUUUUAUCUCAUAAUUUCAACUUUUUAUCUCAUAAUUUCACCUUUUUACCUCAUAAUUUCGACUUUUUAUCUCAUAAUUGACUUUUAUCUCAUAAUUGACUUUUAUCUCAUAAUUUAGACUUUUUAUCUCAUAAUUUCAUCUUUUUAUCUCAUAAUUUCAUCUUUUUAUCUCAUAAUUUUGACUUUUUAAUCUCGUAAUUUUGACUUUUUAUCUCAUAAUUAUGACUUUUUAAUCUCAUAAUUUUGACUUUUAUCUCAUAAUUUCAACUUUUUAUCUCAUAAUUGACUUUUAUCUCAUAAUUGACUUUUAUCUCAUAAUUUAGACUUUUUAUCUCAUAAUUUCAUCUUUUUAAUCUCAUAAUUUUGACUUUUUAUCUCAUAAUUUUGACUUUUUAUCUCAUAAUUGACUUUUAUCUCAUAAUUGACUUUUAUCUCAUAAUUUAGACUUUUUAUCUCAUAAUUUUGAUUUUUUAAUCUCGUAAUUUUGACUUUUUAUCUCAUAAUUUUGACUUUUUAUCUCAUAAUUUUGACUUUUUAAUCUCGUAACUUUGACUUUUUAAUCUCAUAAUUUUGACUUUUUAUCUCAUAAUUUUGACUUUUUAUCUCAUAAUUGACUUUUAUCUCAUAAUUGACUUUUAUCUCAUAAUUGACUUUUAUCUCAUAAUUUAGACUUUUUAUCUCAUAAUUUCGACUUUUUAUCUCAUAAUUUCGACUUUUUAUCUCAUAAUUGACUUUUAUCUCAUAAUUGACUUUUAUCUCAUAAUUUAGACUUUUUAUCUCAUAAUUUCAUCUUUUUAUCUCAUAAUUUUGACUUUUUAAUCUUGUAAUUUUGACUUUUUAUCUCAUAAUUAUGACUUUUUAAUCUCAUAAUUUUGACUUUUUAUCUCAUAAUUUCGACUUUUAUCUCAUAAUUGACUUUUAUCUCAUAAUUGACUUUUAUCUCAUAAUUUAGACUUUUUAUCUCAUAAUUUCAACUUUUUAUCUCAUAAUUUUGACUUUUUAAUCUCGUAAUUUUGACUUUUUAUCUCAUAAUUUAGACUUUUUAUCUCAUAAUUUCAUCUUUUUAUCUCAUAAUUUUGACAUUUUAAUCUCGUAAUUUUGACUUUUUAUCUCAUAAUUUUGACUUUUUAUCUCAUAAUUCUGACUUUUUAAUCUCGUAACUUUGACUUUUUAAUCUCAUAAUUUUGACUUUUUAUCUCAUAAUUUCAACUUUUUAUCUCAUAAUUGACUUUUAUAUCAUAAUUGACUUUUAUCUCAUAAUUGACUUUUAUCUCAUAAUUUAGACUUUUUAUCUCAUAAUUUAGACUUUUUAUCUCAUAAUUUCAACUUUUUAUCUCAUAAUUUCGACUUUUUAUCUCAUAAUUGACUUUUAUCUCAUAAUUGACUUUUAUCUCAUAAUUUUGACUUUUUAUCUCAUAAUUUCAUCUUUUUAUCUCAUAAUUUUGACUUUUUAAUCUCGUAAUUUUGACUUUUUAUCUCAUAAUUAUGACUUUUUAAUCUCAUAAUUUUGACUUUUUAUCUCAUAAUUUCAACUUUUUAUCUCAUUAUUGACUUUUAUCUCAUAAUUGACUUUUAUCUCAUAAUUUUGACUUUUUAUCUCAUAAUUUCAUCUUUUUAUCUCAUAAUUUUGACUUUUUAAUCUCGUAAUUUUGACUUUUUAUCUCAUAAUUUCAACUUUUUAUCUCAUAAUUUCGACUUUUAUCUCAUAAUUGACUUUUAUCUCAUAAUUGACUUUUAUCUCAUAAUUUAGACUUUUUAUCUCAUAAUUUUUACUUUUUAUCUCAUAAUUUUGACUUUUAAUCUCAUAAUUUCGACUUUUUUUUUUUUUUUGACUGGCGGAAAUGGGCUUCCAUAGAAGAUGGUCAGGUAUAAAAAAACACGUAUUUAUCCGAGGUUAAACCGUCCGCUACGACUGAAUCAGAAAAAAAACGUCUUCUCUAAUCUUACUGACCUCCUCAGGCGUUGACACCUUUGUUGACUCGUCUCCGUUCUUCGUCUCCAGGGUGUGCGAGCUGGAGGAGCUGGGCGAGUUGUCGCCAUGCUGGGAAAACCUGAGGCGACAGAUCGUGUCUCAGUACCAAACCAUCAUCCUCUCGUACCAGGAAACGCUGUCCGACCUCAACAACUACAGAGGUCAGUCUCCUCCGAAGACUCCCACACAGACGUGUUGUUUUCUGGGAAAGUUCUCUGAGAGUCUAACCCCUCCCCCUUCAGGUCCAUCAUUCAAAGCCAGUAACCUGAAGGCCGAGAGGAAACUGGAGUUCAUGCCCACAAACCUACACGUCCAGAGGAUGAGGGUGCAGGACGAGCUGGGCUUCGGUGAGUCAAAAACAGGUCCACGUCGGUCUGUACCAGGUGGUCUCCAAAGAUCUGACAGAGCUCUGGUUUCUCUCUGAACUCACACAGAGCACACGUACGACGUGCUGACCAUCGGGGCGCCGGCCGCUCACUGCCAAGGUUUUAAAAACAGCGGUUUGAGGAAACUCCUCCAGAAGUUUGAGGAGGCGAAGAAACAGUGAGUUUGAGAGAAACAGUGAUGUCUGCACGUCCUCUUCUCAUGGUUCAUUCUUCUCAUCUAUCAUGUAGUCUCUCAGGAAACUUCUCUCUUUUAUGGUUUGCUGCCUUUACUGACUGUUUUUCCGUUAACUUUGGUUUUUGUUGGUUUGUUUUUGAUCAGCGUAUUUGAGGAGGAAUGGUGAGUUUUGGCGCUGCUCUGCUUGUUCUCAUUGGUUUGUUCACUGUAGACCACCUCCACUGUGUCUGUGAGCCGUCUGUGGAUGGGUGAGCUGCAGACUCACGUCUAGAUGGAUGUGUUUGUCUUAUCAGUGUCUGGUUUUUGUUUCACACACGGACAAACUGAAAACCUUCACAGAGGAGGUCUCUCUGAGUCGUUGACGUGCACGCCGUCACUCUCCUGUUUGUGUCUCUUUAACUCACGUCCAAACACCAUUGUGAAGAGCAGGCAUGUGCAUGUUGUCGUUGUUGCUGUUGUGUUGUUGUCUGUUGACCGCAGCAGCUCACAGAGUUCAGGUUUAUGUGGAGGCAGAGAAGAAGAAGAAGAAGAGCGGAUCAUCAGCGUUUGUCUGUGUCCUCCUCUCCGCAGCAGCGCCCUCUCCAGCUCACAGUCCAUCGUCUACAUCCCGCAGGACAUCGUCAGAGCCAAAGAGAUCAUCGCCCACAUCAACACGCUGAAGACGCAGGUCAGUUACUACGCCGAGAGACUCUCCAGAGCCGCCAAAGACCGCUCUGCCAGCGGACUGGAGCGGACCCUGGCCAUCCUGGCUGAUAAGGUAUUUGAGUCGAACCUCAGGUCGGAUUCAGAGCUCCUCUCCUCUCCAGCAGGGAUCUGACCGUGCGUUUGUUCUUCCUCUCAGACUCGUCAGCUGGUGACGGUGUGCGACUGUAAACUUCUGGCUUCAGCCAUCCAGGCCCUGAACGCCGCACGGCCCGAGUACAUCGCCUCUAAAGCGUCCCCCUCCGCCGACGCAGAACAAGUAGUUCUCCGUAACGACCAGGACACCCUGCUGGCCAAGUGGAGCGGCAGUAACAGCCGGUCUUCUCUGCAGGUGGACUGGCAUGAAGAGGAGUGGGUACGAGCGCGCCUCCUGAUCCCUCCCCUCGGUGUCCUCUCAGUUUUCAGACACGCUAACCGUGAACGUGUCUCCGCCUCUUUUCAGGAGAAGGUCUGGGUGAACGUGGACAAGUCCCUGGAGUGCAUCAUCCAGCGUGUGGACAAGCUGCUGCAGAAGGAGAGGAGACCGAGUGUCAGCAGUCAGGACAGCGGGCAGGCUGACCUGCAGGGCGGCGCCACUAAGAAAGGUGACCUUCAGAUGGAGACGUUGAAAGUUAGGAAGUUUUUAAAACGUGUCUGUGAAGGAGUCUUAGUUCAGGUUCUGUUUCGUUCUUCUUCUCUCUUCAUAAACGUGUUUUCUCAGGCGUAGAGCUCAGACUAAAAACUCCGAGUUCACUGAAAUAAACAGCUGACUGUAUUUAGAGCUCUUCUCUGACUCGAUUAUUCAUGCCUGUGAAAAGGUGAUGGAAAGACGAGAGCUUUCUGGAUCAACCCAGACUCUUCAUCUCAGGAAGCUGCAUCUCUACCAUCAUCCUCAUCAUCAUCCUCUUCAUCCUCAUCAUCAUCUUCAUCACAGCCACCUCCACCCUCCUCAUCCUCUGCUCUCUCCUCUGCAUGUCCUCCCAGCCCUGACCAUCAGCCCCGUAGGUUUAUGAGUUUUUACUGUUUCCUGUCAUCUUCUGUUGCGUCGUUUUUUCACCUUUUCAUCAGGAUGAAGGUCGACAUGAUGAGAAAAGAGUCUCUUUGUGUCUCCAUGAUGUAGAAGAUCAGAUCAGCUGCUUUAGUCUGGAGCUUCGCGGUCGUUCCUGAGGUUUUGUGCUUACUCUCCGUGUUGUAGCGGACCAGGGUCAGGAUCUAUCUGAGCUUUUAUUUUGAAAAUACCUGAAGAACUGAGAGUGAGGACGCUGUCUCUGACUGAAACUGUCCUCCGCUGAGACUCUCUCUCACUCCGGUUCUGUGUCUCUGAUCGGUCCUGGACCCUGGUCUCCAUGUUUUCUCUGUGUGUCUCUGCUGCCCCCUGUGGCGUAUGUGCUGCUAAUCAUGCACGUUGCACCUCCAUCCCCUCUUCCAGAUGGAAGCCCGGUGGCUGAGGAGGCGUACCCAGGUAAGAGCUUCUGUCUUCGCUCUGCUUCUGUCUCGACACCACACCAGUUAGAUUUGAGCGUGGAGACGUUAGACCAGCUGAGCACUGACACCAAAGACCCUGUUAGAGGUUCGAUCUGAGGGUCUAGACAGAGAAGAUAGUUUCUGCUUGAUAAAGACGUCCUCUAAAGGACGUGUCAGCUGGUGGUCUUCAUGGAAAAGUGAGAAGGUUUGAGGAAGACCACCUGCUCUGAGUUAGUCCCCCUCUGUGGUCUCUCUGCUCCUUCUUCAUGCAGCUCUAAAUAUGAUCUCUGACAUCAGUAUCUACCUGCUCACACCUUCUCACGCCCGCACGUGUGUCUCUCAGGCGAGUGGAGCGAGGCGCUGUACCCCCUCCUCACCACGCUCACAGAGUGCGUCGCCAUGAUGAGCGACACGGCCAAGAAGUCCAUGGUCUUCCUGCUGAUGCAGGACAGCGCCCCGACGAUAGCCAUGGACCUGUCGCUGCAGUAUCGCCGUGACGUCGUCUUCUGUCAGACGGUGAGUGGUCAUGUGAUCAUCAAACAUGGUAGAGGGAACAGGAAACGGAGAGGCGGGGUUUCUCCACUCCCACUCUGCUGUGCAGAGACGUUUCAGGUUCAGACCUGAAGAGAGUCCAGAACCGGUCCAGGUAGUGGAUUUCCUGGUGUUUUCAAGUCCUCUAUUUUUGGGCCGCUGCACGCUGACUCAGCACGCUGACUCAGCACGCCGCUCUCUGCAGAGAUUUGAGUCUCAGCAGAGGCCGAUUACCCAUGAUCCUCUUCAUGUCUGGAGUCAAAGCAGAGCUGAUAGGCUGAGUCAUAUUUUCAUACAAACAUGUGACGUUAUAUUCCCCUGAUGACUGGGUAAACUGGUUAGACUGGUUAGACUCUGGUUAAACUGGUUAGACUCUGGUUAAACUGGUUAGACUGGUUAGACUGGUUAAACUGGUUAAACUGGUUAGACUAGUUAGACUGGUUAAACUCUGGUUAGACUGGUUAAACUGGUUAGACUGGUUAAACUGGUUAGACUGGUUAGACUCUAGUUAGACUGGUUAAACUGGUUAAACUGGUUAAACUGGUUAAACUGGUUAGACUAGUUAGACUGGUUAAACUCUGGUUAGACUGGUUAGACUGGUUAAACUGGUUAGACUGGUUAGACUGGUUAAACUGGUUAGACUCUGGUUAAACUGGUUAGACUGGUUAAACUGGUUAGACUCUGGUUAGACUGGUUAAACUGGUUAGAUUGAUUAAACUGGUUAAACUGGUUAGACUGAUUAAACUGGUUAAACUGGUUAGACUGGUUAGACUGGUUAAACUGGUUAAAGUGGUUAAAGUGGUUAAACUGGUAAGACUGGUUAGACUCUGGUUAGACUGGUUAAACUGGUUAGACUGGUUAGACUCUGGUUAGACUGGUUAGACUGGUUAAACUGGUUAGACUGGUUAGACUGGUUAAACUGGUUAGACUCUGGUUAGACUGGUUAAACUGGUUAAAGUGGUUAAAGUGGUUAAACUGGUAAGACUGGUUAGACUCUGGUUAGACUGGUUAAACUGGUUAGACUGGUUAGACUCUGGUUAGACUGGUUAGACUCUGGUUAAACUGGUUAGACUCUGGUUAGACUGGUUAAACUGGUUAAACUCUGGUUAAACUGGUUAAACUGGUUAAACUCUGGUUAGACUGGUUAAACUGGUUAAACUCUGGUUAGACUGGUUAAACUGGUUAAACUGGUUAGACUGGUUAGGCUCUGGUUAGACUGGUUAGACUGGUUAGACUCUGGUUAGACUGGUUAGACUGGUUAGACUCUGGUUAGACUGGUUAGGCUCUGGUUAGACUGGUUAGACUCUGGUUAGACUGGUUAAACUGGUUAGACUGGUUAAAGUGGUUAAACUGGUAAGACUGGUUAGACUCUGGUUAGACUGGUUAAACUGGUUAGACUGGUUAAACUGGUUAGACUGGUUAGACUCUGGUUAGACUGGUUAGACUGGUUAAACUGGUUAGACUCUGGUUAGACUGGUUAGACUCUGGUUAAACUGGUUAGACUCUGGUUAAACUGUUUAAACUCUGGUUAAACUGGUUAAACUGGUUAAACUUUGGUUAGACUGGUUAAACUGGUUAAACUGGUUAAACUCUGGUUAGACUGGUUAAACUCUGGUUAAACUGGUUAGACUGGUUAGACUGGUUAAACUCUGGUUAGACUGGUUAAACUGGUUAAACUCUGGUUAAACUGGUUAAACUGGUUAAACUCUGGUUAGACUGGUUAAACUGGUUAAACUCUGGUUAGACUGGUUAAACUGGUUAAACUGGUUAGACUGGUUAGGCUCUGGUUAGACUGGUUAGACUGGUUAGACUCUGGUUAGACUCUGGUUAGACUGGUUAGACUGGUUAGACUCUGGUUAGACUGGUUAGACUGGUUAGACUCUGGUUAGACUGGUUAGACUGGUUAGACUCUGGUUAGACUGGUUAGACUGGUUAGGCUCUGGUUAGACUGGUUAGACUCUGGUUAGACUGGUUAAACUGGUUAGACUGGUUAGGCUCUGGUUAGACUGGUUAGACUCUGGUUAGACUGGUUAAACUGGUAAGACUGGUUAGACUCUGGUUAGACUGGUUAAACUGGUUAGACUGGUUAAACUGGUUAGACUGGUUAGACUCUGGUUAGACUGGUUAGACUUGUUAAACUGGUUAGACUGGUUAAACUGGUUAGACUCUGGUUAGACUGGUUAGACUCUGGUUAAACUGGUUAGACUCUGGUUAAACUGGUUAAACUCUGGUUAAACUGGUUAAACUGGUUAAACUUUGGUUAAACUGGUUAAACUGGUUAAACUCUGGUUAGACUGGUUAAACUCUGGUUAAACUGGUUAGACUGGUUAGACUGGUUAAACUCUGGUUAGACUGGUUAAACUGGUUAAACUCUGGUUAAACUGGUUAAACUGGUUAAACUGCGGUUCUUCAUCAAAGGUGGACUUUCUUAUUCCUGCAUGAAUCAUCUGCAGCUGAUUCUCAGACACACAAACACUCAGAGGAUUGAAAGCUGAUGCUGGUGUGUGUGUGUGUGUGUGUGUGUGUGUGUGUGUGUGUGUGUGUGUGUGUGUGUGUGUGUGUGUGUGUGUGUGUGUGUGUGUUACAGCUCACUGCUCUCAUCUGUGGGUUCAUUCUCAAACUGAGGAACUGUCUCCGAGACAACGGAUUCCUCCGACAGCUCUACACCAUCGGCCUGCUGGCUCAGUUUGAGUCCCUGCUCAGCACCUACGGUACACACACACACACACACACACACACACACACACACACACACUCAUACAGAGUUUUUUUUGGCCCCGCCCCCUGACGGUUGGGUGUCAUCACUGUGGUUUCAGGAGAGGAGCUGGCCAUGUUGGAGGACAUGAGCGUGGGCAUCAUGGAUCUUCGUAACGUGACCUUUAAGGUACUGAGGAGCUGCAGCUGUGUGGAACUCUUCUUCUGUGGUUCUGUCUUCAUCUUAACCCCGCUUUCAUCACUCCCAGGUGACCCAGGCCACAGGUAACUCCGCCCCCGACAUGCUGCCCAUCAUCACAGGGAACAGAGACGGCUUCAACGUCAGGAUCCCGCUGCCGGGGUCCAUGUUUGACGCGUUACCUCGAGAAAUCCAGAGCGGGAUGCUGCUCAGGGUGCAGCCGGUGCACUUCAACGUGGGCAUCAACGAGCAGCAGACGCUGGCGGAGAAGUGAGUGGGAGGAGCUUGAGAGGAGCGGCGGCGGCGGCAGCAGCAGAGUGAGUCUGAGAGUGACGGGACUGUUUCUCUGUCUGCAGGUUUGGAGACACGUCCCUGCAGGAGGUCAUCAACCUGGAGAGUCUGUCCAGGUUAAACUCGUACUACGAGCAGUUCAAAGAAGUCCUGCCUGAGGACUGUGAGUACGGCACUCAAACAAACCACUCCUCUUCUUCUUCUUCUACCCUCCUCCUCAUCCCUCUGUUUCCUGUCCUCUCCUCCCCCCCAGGCCUCCCCAGGUCCCGCUCUCAGACCUGUCUCCCUGAGCUGCUGAGGUUUCUGGGGCAGAACGUCCACGCCAGGAAAAACAAGAACGUGGACAUCCUGUGGCAGGCGGCCGAGGUGAAACUCUGCCGUGUUCGGAGUCCUGAUAGAGUUUAAUGUUCAUGAGUGGAACUGUGAUGAAGUUCAGGAGAACCUGCUCCAGAGUUUGUUGAAGGAGGACUUUCUCUGUCUCUUUGUCCCAGAUCUGUCGCCGUCUGAACGGGGUUCGGUUCACCAGCUGUAAAAGCGCCAAAGACCGCACCGCCAUGUCUGUGACCCUGGAGCAGUGCCUGAUCCUGCAGCACGAGCACGGCAUGGCGCCGCAGGUCUUCACCCAGGCCCUGGACUGUAUGCGCAGGUAGGAUCACAAAAACCACAUCCCAGCUGGUCCUCUGGGAGAGCUGGAUCCUUUAUUUUGCUGGUGUGUGGUUUCUGAGGUCUGAAAGGAGGAGCCUGUUGGAGUCCGAGGAUCCUCCUUUGGGUGUGUGUGUUUGUGAGUGUGUGUUUGUGUGUUUUCUUUGAGAGCAUCAAACCAUCUCUGUCCUCCUCUCGUCUCCCUCUCCUGCCUGUUCUUCCUCUCCACGUCUGAAAGUGUGCUCAGAGGGAUUCAGUCGGAGUCAGGACUGAACCUCUUUGACACGAUUUCAGUUUCCUCGUUUUUCUGCAUGGAGACAGAAACCUCCGAGAUUCACCAGGAGAACACAGAGAAACAAAAACGAGCGGAGAGCAUGAGAACCUGCUGUUUUAGAAGAGAGAAGGAGUGCAUGAAGGAGGAGGAGGAGGAGUGCAGGGACUCCUCAGAGACAGCUGUCCAGGUCUGAUGGAGGAGGACUCAGAGUCCGUGUUUCUGCGUGUGUUCGAACCUCAUGUCGUCCUGACCGUGUUUGUUGUACAGAGAUGUAACAGCACCUCCUGUCUGAUAUAUUUGUGCUCAAUAAAGCUGCACUCUCUCCUCCUCCUCCUCCCUCUCCUCCUCCUCCUCUCUCAUCUCUCCUUCGUUUGUUUCUCCCCUCUUCAUCUUCAGUCGACGAGCAUGAAAACAGCUUCUCGGAUCAGUUUGAGAUGUUGACAGAUGUUUGGUUCUGAAGCUCUCACUCCCCUCCUCCUUCGUUCUCCCUGUAGCUCCUCUGAAGACUGGAGGUCUGAGGAGACGUUCAGACGCCUUUAAAACCUGGAGUUCCUCUGCAUGUUUCAUAUCUGUGGAGCAGAUAUGUUCUGGAGUUUUAAAGGCGUGUCCUGCUGCUGCCCCGCCCCCCGCCCUGCCCCGCCCUCUUUUUCAUCCAUGUCUGAGAGACGGUGAACAUGGAGAGAGAGUUUUCUUCUUUUCUGGAGGACAUCUUUCUUAAUUUUCUCUUGUUUCUCUCUCUCUCUCCUCCCUCCUCCUCCUCCUCCUCCUCCUCCUCUGUUCUCUGUGGUUGGAUCAUGUUGUUAUGUUUCCUACAUGUGCUCUUUAUGUUCUUUAUUACUGAUUUAUGUUCUUUAUUUACGCUCAUACCAUGGAAACUCUGCUGGCUGUGGAUUCUUCCCUGUCGUGACGUUUUGCUGGGAUCACCUGAUUAUUUGCCGUCUCACCUUCAUGCACGUCAUCUUCGUUUGCUGCACACGCCUCCCUCUCUCCUCCUCCUCCUCUUUUAUUUCCUCCUCCUCCUCCUUUAUCCCUUUGCUUCUCCUCUCACCUCCCAUUUCCUCCCUCCUCUCUACAUCACCGACCAUUUUUGCUGCUCCACAUCUCCUCCUCUUCCUCCUCCUCCUCCUCCUCCUCCCCACUCCUCGUGACCCCGGCAGCAUUGGGACGAGGGAGGGGGUGAUCCAGAAGAACCUGUGCGGAGUGCUGCCGGUGCGUGACCUCCGUCUGGACCCCAGCCUCCUGUACUCUCUGCCCCUGCUGGCUCUCAGUCCCAACCUCCUGGUGGUGUGGAUCUUCCUCAGCGUGGCGUACUUCCUGUCGAAGCUCCGCUGCAGCUGAAGAAGAGGACUGAACCAAAGUCCAGAGUCCGUGAGGAAGAGCGGGGACUUCUCCAAACAGACUCUGUGUUUCUGAACUGUGCCACUGUCCUGUGUGUGUGUGUGUGUGAGUGUGUGUGUGAAACUCAUACACACUGAUACUCUACAGCAUUUACCACCGUCCCCCUCUAAGGGCUUUACACACCUGACGCCCCGGGUCGGUCCGUCUGCAGCCAGGCCCCGCCCUCUCUCUGGUUUGUUUGGAUGGUUUGACGUCUGAGGGAUUAUUAAGUUUUUAGACCCCUGCUGACAUGAUCAGGAGACCCUGUUGGUCCACCUGGAGCUGCUGUGGGGUCUCUGGGUCAUGUCUGUAAAAGUCUGCACCCUCACUAACCUGAACUUUAUCCUUUAACUGCAGCCCCACUUUUACCAGAGUCACAUGUUUGAUUUCACUGAGCCUGUUUGUGGUGUGUGGCGCCCUCCGGUGGACAGAUGUGUGGUGGUAGAGUCAGAGUUUGUGUGUUUGUGCCCCAGACUCCGGUCUCAGGACAGAGGUAUCGGUAGCUUUGAUUCAGCAAAGAUCUCCGAGAUGGUUGAAGCUUUAGUUUGAUGAUCAUCGUCUUCCAUGUGCCGAUGCACUGACGAGUGAACGCAGAGAAACACUGAAGCUUCCUUCAGCUCAGACAUGUUUUUGUCGCUCUUUUUUCUUUAGGUCUUCCUGCUUUACUCCAAAGUUUGCUUCUUCUUCUUCUUCUUCUUCCACACGUGCACUUUGCAGCAGAUCUGGAUCUGAUUAGACGUGAAUGAACUGAAGCCGCCGUCACACUCCAGCUUCUUUAAAAUGUCCUUUAACUCUUGUUUAUGUAUGAAAUAUGUUCCUCAGAGGUCUCUGUGUGACCCUGUCCCUCAUUCCCAACGUGGUUUAGAUACCUCACAUACCUCACCUUAGAAAAAUGAGCAGACCGGGAGGUUCAGGGAUCAGGUCUCUUGAAGCAUGACGCAGCAUUUUUUGUUUUGUUGUUUUUUUAGUUUUGCUGUUUUUUUAGUUUUUUUAAUUUUGUAGUUUUUUUAGUUUUAUUGUUUUUUAGUUAUUUUUUUUGUUUUGUUGUUUUUUUAGUUUUGUUGUUUUAGUUUUUUUUUAGUUUUAUUGUUUUUAAGUUAUUCUUUUGUUAUUUUGUUGUUUUUUUUUUGGUAGUUUUUUUAGUUUUGUUGGUUUUAUUGUUUUUUUGUGUGUUUUUUUUAGUUUUUUUUUAGUUUAGUUUUUUUUUUGUUUUGUUGUUUUUUUAGUUUUGUUGUUUUUUAGUUUUUUUUUUGUUUUGUUGUUUUGUUGUUGUUUUAGUUUUGUUGUUUUUUAGUUUUUUUUUAGUUUAGUUGCUUUUCUGCCCCUGCUUCUCGCUCGCCUGUCUCUAACUCCCAUCGAGAUGUUCCUGCUGUGGCUUCAGUGCAUCCCUAAAGGUGCUGACGUUAGAGUCUCGGACCUUCAGAGCCGUAGAGCGUUCAGGUUCAGAGACUUGAGUCCCUCCUGGUCGUAUCAGAUCCAGCUCAUCAGCUUUUCUCACCAAAUGCAGUAAAGAUUGACAAAGUUCAGUCUGCAGCUUCUCGUUUCGUUCGAAGUUUAAAGGUCUUAUUAUAGAUAUUUGUUAGGUAGAUUUGAUGGACUUCUGCAGCUUCUGGAGCGUUUAGGUCUGUCCGUUUACUUUGCUCUGUUGUUGAACAGAGAGACGCUCACUGCAGCUUUAACAGCUCCUCUCCGCUCCUUCAGCUGGUGUUGUGUUGAGUAAAGCUCUGAUUUAUUCUUGAAUAUUGAAGUUAUAAAGGAUGUAGCUCUCCAUGCUUGUGCCAAAUGCUUCAGUCAGGGUUCGACUUCAGGAAACAGAAGAAAGACCUUCUCUCAGUUUUAGUUUUCUCCUGAUGAACUUUCUUUGUAUUGAACUCACAAACCUGUUUUCAGUCUUCUCCAGCUGUAAAUGAAUCGACAGGAUUGAACCGUUUGUUUUUAGGAUAAUUUAGUGGUUUUAGUUUAAAACUACCUCUGUUAGAAAAAUCAGAGUUGAUUUAAGACGGUGUUAGAUGAUCUGAUCUAUGACCACAGCAGCAGCAGCAGCAGGGAUGGGAUUGAUUUAGGAUUUAUUUACCCUGAUGUUCUUUUACCCCCAAACUGACAUGUGCAAUUACAAUGAAGUGCUUUCUAAAGUUAUAAUUCAAGAUUGACUCUAAAUCUUCACAGUUAUUUUCUGUCAGAUCUGAGAUGAUAGAAUAUAUUUGUACUCCUGUAUAUUAAUACUGUAUUUAAAGCUUGUACUGUCAACAUGCUAAUGUGAGCGAUGUCUUCGUCAGAGGCAGAGAGUGUAUAAAGAUAAAUAUAUAUAUAUAUAUGUAAAUGUAUAUAAUAGUAUGAUAAUGCUUGGUCUUCUCUGAGAAUGCCUGUGCCAUGAGUGUCAUGCUGUCGUCACUUUAUAUCUCUGUGGAUGAUGUUUUUACUCAGCUCCUGAUUUACUCUGUAUUUUUACUCUUCGCUCACAUGAUCAUGUUCGAUAACGGAGCGGUGUCGGGUUCUUCGGAGGAGGUUCUGAUCAGUUUUCAUAGGUUAAUGUCCCUCCAGCAUGUCUCCUCCUCCUCCUGAUUCCGUAGAGAUGGUUUUUAAACGUGUUUUAAGUGUUUUUAGUUCACAGCAUCAACAUAUUUCUGAUUUUCUCAAUAAUCGCCGGUUGUGCUUUCUCUCUGAGACUCAGCAGCUGUUCAGCCUCCAAAGCUUUCGCCUUGCUGCCUCCCAUGUUGCUCUUAAUGUACCACAAACCCCAGAAUCCUACAGUCAGUGUGUCCCUGAACGCCACACUCCUGCUGUAAUAAAGGUGUUCUGCCUCCACCUGCAGAAUAGAAACCGCUCUGCUGCCUUUCCUGCUCUCUCACCUCAAUCUGUGGAUUUUUCUCCACCUCUCUCCUUCCUGUGUGUGUGUGUGUGUCCGUGAGUGUGUGGAUGUGUGUGUUAUAUUUGUGUUUUUAUUGUUUUUCUAUCAUGUGGUCCUCUAAAGCAGUUUCACAGUCUUUACUGACCCCUAAUGGUGAUAAAGUGUAAUUGCAACAACCUAAACCGGCUCAGUUUAGACUGCUCAGAGGAAAUUCGGUCUCUAAUGAGUCCAUUUUUCUUUGUGUCUUUGUCUGUUUGUGUAGUUUGUGUAGUUUCUCAUAACUUCAGAUUAAAUGUUAUUUUCUGUUUCGGGUCAAAAAAGGAGAAUUUGGGGUUUCCAUCUUUGUUUUCGCCAAAUAUCACGUCUGUGUUAUUUGUUGUGUCUCCUCAGUGAGGGCUGCAGACGUGAAAACACCGUGAAGAACGUGGGCAGCCGAAAAUACGCCUUUAACUCGCUCCAGCUCAAAGCUUUCCCCAAACACUAUCGACCUCCUGACGGGACCUACGGGAAAGUGGAGACCUGA